Molecule: messenger RNA, 1611 nt
Organism: Eremothecium gossypii ATCC 10895
Lineage: Eukaryota; Fungi; Ascomycota; Saccharomycetes; Saccharomycetales; Saccharomycetaceae
Gene: CDC14
Product: phosphoprotein phosphatase CDC14
Exons: 1
Coding region: 1-1611 (536 amino acids)
Biological process (GO): microtubule cytoskeleton organization; protein dephosphorylation; regulation of exit from mitosis
Cellular component (GO): mitotic spindle; mitotic spindle midzone; nucleolus
Molecular function (GO): protein serine/threonine phosphatase activity; protein tyrosine/serine/threonine phosphatase activity
Source: RefSeq, marked provisional
AUGGGGAAACGCGUGUACUUGGAUAAUACAAUAGAGUUCCUAAAAGGGCGUGUGUACCUGGGGGCAUACGACUAUGCGCCACAGGACUCGGAGGAGGUGGUGUUCUUCACGGUUGAAGACACGUUGUUCUACAACCGGUUUCACCUAGACUUCGGGCCCAUGCACAUAGGGCACUUGUAUCGAUUUGCGGUGAUCUUCCACGAGAUCUUGAACGACCCGGAGAACCACGGGAAGGCGGUGGUGUUCUACUCGUCCACGUCGACGCGACAGCGCGCGAACACGGCGUGCCUCCUCUGCUGCUACAUGGUGCUCGUACAGGGGUGGACGCCGCACCAGGUGCUCCAGCCGCUUGCGCAGGUGGACCCGCCGUUCAUGCCGUUCCGGGAUGCCGGCUACUCGAACGCGGACUUUGAGAUCACGAUCCAGGACGUCGUGUACGGGAUUUGGCGCGCGAAGGAGACAGGGCUCGUGGACUUGAACACAUUCCGGCUCGAGGUGUACGAGAAGUACGAGCGCGUCGAGAACGGCGACUUCAAUGUGCUCACGCCGGACUUCAUUGCGUUUGCAUCGCCGGAGGAGGACAUGCGGCGGCCGUACGUGUCGGGCCGCACGCGCUUGAACCAGCCGUUCAAGCGCGUGUUGGAGUUCUUCAAGGACAAUAACGUGCAGUUGGUGGUUCGCCUCAAUUCGCAUUUAUACCGUGCCCAGCACUUUGAGGACGUCGGAAUCAAGCAUCUUGACAUGAUAUUCGAGGACGGCACAUGUCCUGACCUAUCUAUUGUCAAGAACUUUGUGGGCGCGGCGGAAACUAUCAUCAAUCAGGGCGGCAAAAUCGCAGUGCAUUGCAAAGCGGGCUUGGGCCGCACUGGCUGUUUAAUUGGCGCGCAUCUUAUUUACACUUAUGGUUUUACUGCGAAUGAGUGCAUUGGUUUUCUCCGGUUCAUACGUCCGGGUAUGGUAGUAGGACCGCAACAGCAUUGGAUAUACUUGAACCAGAACACGUUUCGCGAAUGGAAAUACACGAUGAAGUUAAGUAUAGAACCCAGUGAUUUAAUCUGUGGACUCUACCCGCUAGUAACAUUGGAAGAAUACAAACUGCAGAAGAAGGCUCUUCGGAAAUCCAAAGCAGAUCAUGAGGGGGACUACACUGUCGAUGAAAACACUGUCACGCCCCCAAAUAAAACCUUGGCUAGCCGGAAUAAUGAAUUUUCGCAUACAAAUGCUGUCCCACAGGAGUCUCCAGGACAGCCCCGGAAAGGGCAGGAUGGUUCGAACACCAUUGAAGAUAUAAAUAAUAAGACUAAGCCAGUUUCCAGCAAUGGAAAACCGCCAAGAAAGGUUGAUGAAAACACUUCGAGAGUCCAUCAUAGCAACAAUAGCGAUAACGAGGAAGACUCCAUGCUGAUCGACAGUAGCAAUGCCACCACAAAAUCACCGUUAUCUUCCAUGACCAAAAAACAAACUACAAACACUUCUAUGGACGAUGAGUUUGCCUUGCGGCAGAUACUCCCUAAAAAUAGACGUUUAGCAUCUUCGGGUUUGGCUACUACUGAUAAAAGAUCGGCUAGUGGAGCAGGAGUGAGGAAGGUUUCCGGCACAGCGAAGCGCUGA